GAAGUCAUGUGCUUGUCCCGUGAUCAAAUGCGGAAGUGUUGAAAUAUAUCCAUAGCGACAACAGUUCACCCUCUCUAUUUCAUAUAGAUUUAGCUGUUUUAUUUGCCCUAUUUCUCAGAAAAAUGGAAGGAUAUGCCAAAACAUCACUUAGCACCACGUAUGCUGGAGCCCCGGAUUUCAGAGGGAAUGACAGUUCUCUGGUAUCUGCUCUGAAAACUCUUCUCUUCUUCACCAUCCUGAUGGUCACCCUGCCCAUAGGACUGUACUUCGCAUCAAAGGCAUACAUCUUUGAAGGUUCCCUACAGAUGUCUAACUCAGACAGUUAUUUCUAUGCUGCCAUCGUAGCUGUGCUGGCCGUACAUGUGGUUCUGGCUUUGUUUGUCUACGUGGCCUGGAACGAGGGCUCCACCAAGGACAAGGGGAAACACGACUAACCCUUAACCUGGCCGUGCUGCUGGCCCAGAGAAGGCCUGGACCAAGCCACUUCCAGCCCCCACCCCAGCCUGGCUUCUCUCCAGUCCCCACCCUGCCUGGCUUCUCUCCAGCCCCCAGCCUCCUGUUUGAGCCUCCCC
This is a messenger RNA of Oncorhynchus tshawytscha (Chinook salmon), 572 nucleotides long. Its product is annotated as vacuolar ATPase assembly integral membrane protein vma21-like. Lineage: Eukaryota; Metazoa; Chordata; Actinopteri; Salmoniformes; Salmonidae. The transcript has 3 exons. Gene Ontology annotation, cellular component: endoplasmic reticulum membrane. Gene Ontology annotation, biological process: vacuolar proton-transporting V-type ATPase complex assembly. The record is from RefSeq and is a predicted model, not a curated record. The coding region runs from base 123 to 434 and encodes 103 amino acids.